AUGUCGCGAGACCUCAGUGCAAGCCGUCUUUCGAUUCCGUCUCCUACGAAGUCGCUCCACGAUUCCGAGCCGGCACAGCCAACAUUAUCUAGCCUCGAUUCUCAGAAUGAGGACUUACUACAGUCGACCCAACAACUAGACGUUACAGCCACGCAACAACUGCCUGGAAUGCGGACAACAGCGAAGAAGUUUGGGUUCUACAACCCCCCAAAACCCGAGUAUCACGUCAACACCUCCGCUCUGGACGCCUUCCAAGAUUUCACUGCGGCGAGUCCUUCCGAAGAGGACAGCAUGUCCAUCGAGGUUGGGCGGGGUGUGAAGAAGAGUGGAAGUGCGCGCAGCACACCUAACAGAUACGAUCGAGAUAUGUCACCAAACAUCCUCCUCAGCGUUGAAGACAACAGUCUCUACGAGGUCACCGCCACGCCUCCAGUUCGGCCACGACCUACUGCACGAAAGAGCGAUGGCUUCGAACGUGGCAAUUUGCGACGCGACGCUCAGAUUAGACGAGCCUCGUCCCUCGGCCAGAAGGAGAUUGAUGCGAUGUUGGCGCGGUCCAGCAAGGCUGGUGAACGCGUGUCUCCGGGAAAAGGCGCGUCCCAGCGUCGCAGGACGACCUUGGCUCAGAUGCAUACAAGGAUAUCUGGAGAAGAGGCCGAGGUCGCUCUGGAGCGGCCGCCCACUGUCACCAUGACCGCGAAGACGACGCGUUUCGGCAACCCACGCUCACGGCAGACGUCCGCUGCUCUUAACAGCACCUCAGGUACACCGCAACGCGCGGCGGCUGCUACUCCUGCCAACGUGACUGCGCAGUCCUUUAUGCUUCCUGAUCUUCCCAACCUCACUGAGCUGGUCUCCGGUGUCUACAAAGAUGGAACACCGGUCUUCUCUCGCAGUGCCAAGGCGCGGUCGCGCUUCGUGUCUGAUUCCUACCCCCGUCGAAACGGUGGUGGCCAGCCGAGUUACUCUGCGGUCGAGAGCAUACCUGUUCCUGCAGACGAGAAGGCGAUCUUCGCUUCCUUGCAGCUACUAAAAGAGAAGGUCGCGCAGCUAGAGCAAGAGAAGGCCGAAUCGGAUAAGAAGAUCGAGGACUACGAAAAUGAAGUUGCGGAUAUGAAGGCCGAGCUGUCGGCACAGGAGAACAUGCGACGCAGUGACAGUGCACUUGGCGCUUCCGAUGCUGAGGGCGGGAGAGAAAAGACGAACUGGCGUAUAGAGAAAAUGCGCCUUGAAUCAUCUGUGCACUCUUUACAAACUCGCCUCGACCGAGCGGAGCGUAAAGUAUCUGUCUCGGAGAUUGCUACAAAGCGUGCCACGCAGGAGCGAGACAAUCUGGUAACCCAGCUGAGCACAGCCUUCUACACUACCGAGGAGCUUAAGGCAGAGAAAGAAGCACUACAGAGUGAGAAUGAGCAUCUGCGAAACGAAGUCGACGAGCUGCGCUCCGAGAAUGAGACUCUGCGGGCGGAACUCGUGCAAAAUGCAGCUUACUUCGAGGACGAAACGCAACAGCUGCAAAAGCGGAUGGAGCGCAAGGACCACGGCUUCCAGAGAGAAAACGAGACCCUGCGAGCCGAACUGGCGCGUGCUCAUGCCCAGCAUGACGACCAGACCCAGCAGUGGAAUCGAAAGGAACUGGAAACAAGGCGCCAGAAGGCUGAGUACAACAAGCUCAAGUCUGAGAAUGAUAGACUGAAAUCACAACUCGCUCAAGCAAAAGCUCAGCGUGAGGAAGAGGCGCGCCGUGCGAAGAUCCAGCAAGCCGAGUUCCAGGCCAGGCUUGAUCAGAGAGACGACACUAUCCGACAGUUUCAGGACAUGCCCCAGGAGGACGUCAACUCUACCCUGCGCCAUGAGAACGAAGACCUGCGAGUGCAACUAGCUCAGUUGAAUGCCCAGCAUGAUGACGAGACGCAACAAUGGGGUCAAAAGGAGUCACAGCUACGGUCAAGAAUAGAGCGAAAAGAGGCGGCCCUUCGAGAGCAGCGGGAGCUGAACCAGGAGAUUUUGGAGUCCAAGCAACCGGCGUACCAUGAACGCACCGCUCCGAACGAGACUCGUGCAGAUGAGGCGAUCAAGGAAACCGAGACCGUUAAAUCAAAUGGCAAGAAGCGGACUGGUGGCCGAGUAGGCCAGGACACCCAGGCCAGAAUCUCUGAUAAGGUCGACCUGGAGGUUCGAAACAGUCGGUCUGUAAGUGGAGCAAAGCCAUCGAAGACUGAGCCGCCAGCCCAGUCCCGGACGAAAUCAAGGUCUAAGUCGCGAGAUCAUUCACUCCGGCCUUCCACCUCUCAAGACGCAAAGUUCUUACGACGUGACCCUGUGCCGGCAUCCCCCGCUGAGCCAGUUGUCAGCCACGACCUCAGCGAUGCUGAGUCUACGACUGACCUGGAGAUUCGGCCCAAGAGCACCACUCGAUCCGCACGCGAAGUAACCAACGUGACCAACGAUGUCCCAGCUGAGGACACAUCUGCAGCCGACCUGACCUACCUCAGCUCCAUAAACCGUGACGAGCUGGCCAAAAUCCGCAGAGCGCUCGAAGAAGAGCGAGUCGCUACCAGGCGCAAAGCAACACAGGCGCGGCAGCAGAAAAAUGAAACGAUCCGUUCCUCGGCCUCCUUGCCGCGCAAGUCGUCCCUCAAGGACCUCACCGGCCGUUCCGAUCCUGUCGACGACCACACGCAGCAAUCUGGACCUGCCGAUCACAACAACAAUAUUGAGAGCGACACCGAUAGCCAGCUCUCCAGCGAUGAAGAAGACGCCUCAGCUCCCCAAGCAAAACAAAACACCUCCAACUCCAUUCUCAGCCACUCCGCUCGCCGGCCACGCUCAGCCCCAGAACUGACCUCCGCCUUCAUCCUCCCCGACAUCACCCUCCACCAGCGCAAAGUCUCCAUCUCCGCCCACCAUGAUGCGGCGCAUGACCGCAAAAACUGCACCGUCUGCCACCGCGGCGACAGCUCCUCCACCCAGCCUGUCGCCAUCCCGACACCCGUCCCCGUCUCGGACCGCAUGCCCGACGACGUCGACGCGACGAUGCGGCCCGCGCAGCCCCCAGCCCUGGCUCUCGCGACGGUGAUCAAGGAGCUCCAAGACGAGCUCGACCACAUCAAGAUCGAGAUCGCGACGUGGGAGACUUGUCUACAAGGCCUGGACCCCAGCCUCGGGCUUCGGAAGCGCAAGAAGGCGCAGGAGGAGCUGGAUGCCCUGCUCAAGGCGCAUGAUGUCAAGGCUGAUCAGAUCUAUGCGCUGCAUGAUGUGCUGGAGGGGCAGAAAGCUGCGGCUGCUGCGGCCGGCGAUGCUGGUGGAGACGGACAGGCGGACGAGGUUAUGGGGGAGAAGGAGGUCGAGGAGACGUUGAUGAGUGUCGGGAUUGAUCCUGAGGAGGUGAGGGAAAGGAUGGGGAGGGUGAAGGGGAAGAAAGUCACGAUUAGGAGUCAUGUGUCUGAGGAGGAGGAGAGCGAUGAGGAGUUGCCGUGGGAGGGGAUCAAUGACACGGAGAGCUUGAGAGGGUUGUGA
This is a messenger RNA of Coniosporium apollinis CBS 100218, 3519 nucleotides long. RefSeq lists its product as uncharacterized. The transcript is spliced from 2 exons. Bases 1 to 3519 code for a protein of 1172 amino acids. The record is from RefSeq and is a predicted model, not a curated record. Lineage: Eukaryota; Fungi; Ascomycota; Dothideomycetes. Gene Ontology annotation, molecular function: microtubule binding.